Tachyglossus aculeatus (Australian echidna) is the source of this 3749-nucleotide messenger RNA. RefSeq names its product multiple C2 and transmembrane domain containing 2 (gene MCTP2). Gene Ontology annotation, biological process: regulation of neurotransmitter secretion. Gene Ontology annotation, molecular function: calcium ion binding. NCBI's taxonomy places the organism in Eukaryota, Metazoa, Chordata, Mammalia, Monotremata, Tachyglossidae. The record is from RefSeq and is a predicted model, not a curated record. The transcript is spliced from 22 exons. Gene Ontology annotation, cellular component: synaptic vesicle membrane. Bases 69 to 2702 code for a protein of 877 amino acids.
CACUGAAAUAAUUUUGAGCUGAGGCACACAACAGAGACGAUAAGUAUCUAGUGGAAAAGUCGCCGAUUAUGGAUCUGGACAAAUCUUCGGUCUGGGGCUCCUUGAAGCAAAGGACAAGACCUCUGUUACUGAACUUGAGUAAGAAGAAAAUAAAGAAAAACUCCAACAAAGUUAUCACAUUACAGAAAAAGCAUCAGCUGGACCGGCGCCUGAGUAUCUCAGUUCCAGACCUGCUGGAGGCCACGUCUCUAGCCCCAGCUGGACAUUCAGGGCAACAAGUCCCUUUCACUUCUGUCCCCAGCUGCCUUUCUACAGCAGGGAUGUCCCAGAAAAGCAGCAGCGGUUCCUUGAGGCAAUCUGAAGUUGACUUUCAGUGUAGUCUGGAAGAGGGAGUUGAUAGCAGUGUGGCAGAAACAGAUCCCGAAGAUGUGUAUGUCUCUGUCUUGGAGAGGAGGGCAUCCAGUGAUGGCAUCUUUGAUCUAACCCAAUCGCUUUCUCUGAGUGGUGAAACAACAGAAGAUAUCGAGAAUCCAGGUGGAAGUAGUGAUUUGGAUGCUUCCAUGACCUCUCAGCUUUUUGAAGAGCAAUCUACUUUUGAGGAAGCCAGUGAUGACUUGAGUUCCCUCCCCAGUCAUUUUGCCUAUCUCCUCACCAUCCACCUCAAAGAAGGCCGGAACCUAGUCAUCAGAGAUCGGUGUGGUACGAGUGAUCCAUAUGUGAAAUUUAAACUAAAUGGGAAGACUUUAUACAAAAGCAAAGUCAUAUAUAAAAACCUGAACCCAGUUUGGGAUGAAAUAGUUCUAUUGCCAAUACAGAGCCUUGAUCAAAAGCUGCAUGUUAAGGUAUAUGACCGAGAUCUAACUACAUCUGACUUCAUGGGCUCUGCAUUUAUAAUCCUUAGUGAACUUGAACUCAAUAGAACUACUGAAUAUAUUUUAAAAUUGGAAGAUCCAAAUAGUUUAGAAGAUGACAUGGGAGUGAUUGUGUUAAAUUUGAAUCUGGGAGUCAAACAAGGGGAUUUCAAGAGACCUAGGUGGUCACAUCAGAAGAGACUAAGUACAAAUAAGUCCUCUUUGAUUCGAAGCCUCCGACUUUCAGAAUCCUUAAGGAAGUACCAACUCUGGAAUGGGACCAUCAGUAUCACUUUGUUAGAAGGGAAGAAUCUUCCUGGAGGAACCAUAACAAAGAUAUUUGUCUUGUUAAAAUUCGGCGAUCAGAAAUAUAAGAGCAAGACACUGUGUAAGAGUGCAAAUCCUCAGUGGAGGGAACAGUUUGAUUUUCACUACUUCUCUGACAGGAUGGGCAUAUUGGACAUUGAGGUCUGGGGGAAGGAUAACAAAAAACACGAGGAACGCUUGGGGACGUGUAAAGUGGACAUUGCGGUACUGCCACUCAAGCAAGCCAAUUGUUUAGAACUGCCACUGGAAAACCAACUGGGGUCACUACUUAUGCUGAUCACACUUACGCCCUGCUCAGGAGUGUCUAUCUCUGAUCUAUGUGUCUGUCCUUUGGCAGACCCCAGUGAGAGAAAGCAGAUAUCCCAGCAAUAUGGCUUCCAGAACUCCCUGAAAGAUGUGAAGGAUGUUGGCUUUUUACAAGUGAAAGUUUUAAAGGCAUUAGAUCUCUUAGCUGCAGAUUUCUCAGGAAAGAGUGACCCUUUCUGCUUGUUGGAAUUGGGCAACGAUAGGCUUCAAACGCAUACAGUUUACAAGAACCUCAAUCCCGAGUGGAAUAAAGUGUUUACGUUCUCUAUUAAAGACAUCCAUGAUGUACUGGAAGUGACAGUGUUUGAUGAAGAUGGAGAUAAACCACCUGAUUUCCUUGGAAAAGUUGCCAUCCCCUUGCUGUCUAUUAGAGAUGGACAGCAAAGUUGUUAUGUAUUGAAGAAUAAAGAUUUAGAACAAGCUUCCAAAGGAGUUAUCUAUUUGGAGAUGGAUGUCAUAUAUAAUCCGGUGAAAGCAAGUAUCAGAACUUUCACACCACGAGAAAACCGUCUAAUUGAAGAUAGCCGCAGGCUUUCAAAAAAGAUCUUAUCCAGGGAUGUUGACCGGGUGAAAAAAAUUACCAUGGCAAUAUGGAACACACUACAAUUCCUUAAAAGCUGUUUCCAGUGGGAAUCUACAUUGAGAAGUGUAAUAGCAUUUGCGGUGUUUCUAAUCACAGUGUGGAAUUUUGACCUGUAUAUGAUCCCACUGGGUUUAUUGUUGCUCUUCAUUUACAACUUCACCAGACCCACUAAAGCGAAAGUGUGCAACAUCCAGGACAGGCAGGAAAGCACAGAUCUGGAAGAUGAUGAUGAUGAAGAAGAUGAUAAGGAAUCUGAGAAAAAGGGGCUAAUUGAAAGACUCUACAUGGUCCAAGACAUUAUUACUACAGUGCAAAAUAUCUUAGAGGAAAUUGCAUCCUUUGGAGAGAGAAUUAAAAACACAUUCAACUGGACUGUUCCAUUUCUCUCGACCCUGGCCUGCUUAAUUCUGGCUGUAGCCACUGUUGCCUUGUACUUUAUACCUCUGCGCUACAUUAUUUUAAUUUGGGGCAUAAAUAAAUUUACUAAGAAGCUCAGAAAUCCCUAUUCCAUCGAUAAUAAUGAGUUCCUGGAUUUCCUCUCCAGGGUACCGUCUGAUGUUCAAAAGGUGCAGUAUGCUGAAUUGAAACCAUACAGCAGCCACAGCCCCCUUAGGAAGAAACGGAGUGCUCUGUAGAUCACAGACUGGCUUUGGAACGCUACAUCCCCUUCUUUUGGCUUGCCCCAGAUCACCCUAAGCAUUGCAGUUGGUCUGAGCUGAUGUGCUGGAAGGUUGCCCCUUUUUAGACUUCCAUUCCCUCUUAUGAGAGCCUACCCAGCAACCACUUUUUGUUUUGCACAGAGAUUGGAGAAGGUGAAACCCAGGGCCUGAUUGUUUCCAUAAUGUAAGAGACAGUGCUCCAUUAUCUUACCGGAACUGGGCCCAGACUACCAGAGUCAGUUUCCUCUGUUUGUAGAGAGCAAGAGACCACUCCUCAGCCCCGCUGAUCACCAUUCUAGGAGAUGCUUUAAACUUGUUUUAAUGCUUCUAAUAGAUUUGGAUUUGGAAGGAUUUUUUUCUCCUUCAUUUAAGUCAUUGGGCAUAGAAGGCUUUUGUUCUGAAUGAAGAAGUCUUUGUUAUCCAUCGUCUGUUCAGAUAAUAUGAAUUUUUCAAGUUUUUUCCAUGAUUUCCAAAAAUAGCUUGAAGCACCGAGUGUUCCAACAGUGACUACCUGAAAAUUGCAUGGAAGAAUUUAAUCAGUCCUUCUCUGCCAGAUAGCCAAUGUCUCCAUCAUGAGGUCAGGUGUGGGGUUCAUUGCCGACAAUGGACACUCUGAAACUCCUGAGGGGAAAUGAUUAACCUAAUGUAGGAAACACAAACACUGGGACUUGAAAAGACCAUUGCCUUCAUCACUCUGUGUCAUAUGAUGUUUUUCAGCAUCAUUAUAUGCAUUAAAUUGUCUUAAAGCGAUGACAACACUACACUGCAGCUAUAAGCUCAUUACAGGAAGGCAACGUGUCCGCAAAUUCUGUUGAAAUUUACUCUCCCAAGCACUUCAGAUGAUGCUCUGCACAUAGUAAGCAAACAAUAAAUACCACUGAUUGGCUGAUUGAUUGAAGUGAAGGACAGUUCUUCAGCUAACUUCAGUUGGGGACAAAGAAAAAUAUUGUUGUGUCCCAACUUUGUUAUUUUUUUAAUGGUAUUCAUUAAGUACUUACAAUGUGUCAAGCACUGUUCUAAGCA